Messenger RNA from Plectropomus leopardus (leopard coralgrouper), 1557 nucleotides. It is a transcript of the gene mffa, whose product is annotated as mitochondrial fission factor a. The record is from RefSeq and is a predicted model, not a curated record. NCBI's taxonomy places the organism in Eukaryota, Metazoa, Chordata, Actinopteri, Perciformes, Serranidae. Gene Ontology annotation, biological process: positive regulation of mitochondrial fission. Gene Ontology annotation, cellular component: peroxisome; mitochondrial outer membrane.
ACAGCGGAAGAAGAGAGGAGGUUCCUCUCUAGUGUCAACACAAGGAGAUGCCUGACAGCUAAAUCAUCUGUAAUACCUGCACUUAACCGUACCAUUCUGGGUAUAUUUAGAGGUUUUCAUUUCCUUCAAUAUUUGAUAAAUAAAUUCUUCGUCGGAGAGGCAGUUAUCCGUCACAACAAAACAAGCGCAAAAUGAAUGGAGCAGCGUUCCCUUCCCCCACGGCAGAGAUGGCGGAGAUGAACCGUAUCCAGUAUGAGCUGGAGUACACAGAAGGGAUCAGCCAGAGGAUGCGCAUCCCUGAGAUGCUCAAAGUGGCUCCUCAGGCCCGCGAGGACCCUAAUCUUGGAUCUCAGGAGGUCCCCCACAGUGUCAUAAUGCAAGUCCCAGAGAGAAUUGUGAUUGCAGGAGACAGUAAUGACCCUCAGUUCCCCAGACCCAGAGACCUGGACUUAAUCCAGUCAACACCACUAGAAACCCUAUCCCUGAAGACUCCACCCAGAGUGCUCACCCUUAGUGAUCGGCCCCUGGACUUCCUGGAAGAGGAUCAGCGGGCAGCUCCAGACAGUGAGGAAGUGUUGCGGCCCCACGCACGAAUACGGCGUGAGCGUUCAGCCAGUGAGAAUGCAGCUGCCCGGCAUAACAGUCAACUGAUGCGCAAUGAUUCUGCUGCGACCCCGUCCCCCCCUGCCACUGUCCACCCUUGCCCCCCUCUCACCGUGACUGAAGAAGAACACAACUUGUACAGCGCUAGCGGUGUUCUAUCUUUCAUCCAGUCCACUACACGUCGGGCCUACCAGCAAGUCCUGGAGGUCUUGGAUGAGAACCCUCGCAGCAAACCAUCACUGCGAGGGGGGUCGGCUUCAAGCUCCAACCCCCUGCAUGACUCCAGGCUUGCAUUAUCAACAUAUGAAGCCACACUGGAUGGAGGGCCUGAUGACAUGACUGUGGUUGAUGCAACAACGCUUCGGCGUCAGCUUAUCAAGUUGAACCGGAGACUCCAACAUUUGGAAGAAGAGAACAAGGAGCGUGCAAAGCGAGAGAUGAUCCUGUACUCGGUCACUGUAGCUUUCUGGCUCGUCAACACCUGGGUGUGGUUGCGACGUUAGAGCCGGCCCGUAUUUCUGCCAUCACCGUGACAGAAGAACGUACUUUACCUUAUUCUAUGUGUCAAAUGUUAGCUACUCGCUGCACUCAGUCCCUGUGUGAAGAAGACCAUGACACACACGUGCAAGGUCUGUUUUCCCACAGGGCUUAUAUUUUGAUUUGGUUUAUUUAAUACAUGUACAGUUUUAUUUUUUUACUCUUAUUUCAUCCUGUCUCAUGUUUCCUCAUGUUUUGUUUUUAUUACAAAUCUUCUUGCCUCAAUGCUAAGCAUGACUUGUUGUAAAUAUUUGUUCAUGUCAUACUUCUUUGGAAAGAAGUCAUCCAUAGAUACAGUAAAGCGUAGUUUACCAAAACAGAAGAGGAGCUGCAAUGUGGAGAAUAUUUAUUGGGGAGAGAGGAAUAUGUGACUUGAAUGGGGAAAUGUAAUACAAUUUAGUAAAACCAUACAUAUGA